AUGUUGGCCCGUAUUUCUCCCCGGCACCUACUUACAAGGAGACCUCUCUCGUGUAACAUUGUCCUCCCAUACGUGCGCUUUGCGUCCAGGAAGACAAUUCGACCGUUCCUUCUCGCGGACAUUGGUGAAGGUAUCACAGAGUGUGAAGUCCUCAAAUGGUCCGUGCAACCCUCGUCGUCUGUCCAAACAUUCGACCCUCUCUGUGAGGUUCAAAGCGACAAGGCCUCUGUCGAAAUAACGAGCCCAUUCGAUGGCGUGAUCAAGGAGAUUCUGGUCAAGGAGGGAGAGAUAGCCAAAGUCGGAGCUGAGCUCUGCCUUAUUGAGGUUACAGAGGAAGGAGCCGAGGCUGAGGAGCAGAGCGUUGCAGCUGUACCAAAGCAAACGACGUCAGCACGUGUUUCAGUAGAGUCAGAGACAUUCAAGCCGCCGCUCGUCCCUAGUGCAUCGCCGAGGAAGAGACAUCCACUGGAUCCAUCCAACGAAGAGUUAUCUAGCCCUACCGCGGCUCUCGCACUACCUUCUGUCAGGCACUUUGCUCGACAAAACGGCAUCUCAGACUUGUCAGUCUUGGCUCCUGGUUCUGGUACAGGAGGGCGUAUAGAAAAGGCAGAUGUCGAAGCCUAUCUAGCGCGGAAGAGUCAACCGCGAGACACCACAACAUCAGCAGCGUCAGGUGUACGACUGGAAGAUACCCACGUUGAACUGGGUCGAACGCGCUACGCUAUGUGGAAGAGUAUGACGAAGAGUCUCGAGAUUCCGCACUUUGGAUAUUCGUCUACGUUGGACCUUACAGCACUCAAUGCGCUCCUUCCAUCGAUGAACUCUUAUAUCCCGCCGCAAUUUAACCCUCCUCCAACCGGUGGGCAUCCUCCUGCUAUUUCACCCCAAGGCAUCUGGGGAUCGUCUCCUCCGCUGCCAGCUCCAGCUGUCGAUCCCAACACACAAUAUCACCGCCUCACUAUCCUCCCUCUCCUACUAAAAGCGCUUUCACGGGCCAUGCAAGAAUGGCCGAUCUUCCGAUCUUCGCUCAACCCAAUGUCAAAGCCCGAUGAUCGACCAAGUGUCACAAUUCGAUCACAAUCCGACAUUGCAGUCGCGGUUUCGACCACCAGUGGACUAUACACACCCGUUCUGCAAUCAGUUGAGACUAAAACCCCAUAUGAGAUCAUGGGCGAGUUACGACGGUUCCAAGCUCUUGGACGGAAGACACCAGCGGGUUUCACGCCAAAGGAACUGCCCAAGCGUGGUGCAACAAUAUCUGUCUCCAAUGUCGGAGCGAUUGGAAAGGGAGAGUGGGCAGCACCUUUACUCGUCCCUGGUGGCGGAGUAGCAAUUGUGGCAAUCGGAAGGGCUAAAUGGGUGGAAAGAGAUGGCCACAAACGAUUAGAGGUCGGCGUUAGCUGGUCGGCAGAUCACCGAAUCGUCGAAGGGGCAGAGAUGGCGGCAUUUGUAGAGUCGUGGAGGUCAUGGGUUGAAGAACCCGCCCGUCUGAUCGGGGAUGGGAGGUAG
This is a messenger RNA of Serendipita indica DSM 11827, 1509 nucleotides long. The record is from the annotation of a GenBank genome assembly. Lineage: Eukaryota; Fungi; Basidiomycota; Agaricomycetes; Sebacinales; Serendipitaceae.